GAGAGAGAGAGAGAGAGAGAGAAACAGAGAGAAGGGAAAAGGUAGGGGGGCUAGAAGCAAUGAACUAUAGCAAGCUUCAAACUGUUUCAGCUCAAGCUGAUGAAGAGGAGAGGUGCAGUACAUGGCAAAGAAGCAGCAGAGCAGCACACAACCUCAUAGCAGUCUCUAAUGGACACUUUCAAACACCCAUGCUUUGAUUUCGAUAGCUUCAAAGCUAUUGGAUACCAAACCCAGACCACUGCGGCUAUAAAACAAACUGCCAAGGAUGGCUACUGAAGUGGUGUUUAACGAAAGUGCAACAUGUCUGGAAAUGAACUGGCCAGCUAUUUCAUUUGCUCUCUCACUCACUCAGGGGUGAUGGUUUCCCCAGAGAAACUGUGGUGUUUUGCAGAGUCCUACUCUGUUUCCUCCUGGGGAUCGUGUUGGACAUGCUCAACCUCUCAAAGGCUUUCUCUGUUGGAUUUCAUUUAAUUUCUCCUUGAAGAAGCAUGACUGGAUAUAUACAAUCUUGAUUGCACUAUUGGAUUUCUCAGCUUCCAGACAUGGAAAAUAUAUUCACUGGUACAAGUCUCCAUGCAAAGCUUUGUGAGGUGUCUCACAAUCAAGGUAACAGGCUUGAUUGUGAGACACAAUCAAGGCUUUCAAUGGAAAAACCGUCAUGCCUUUAGGGGGCUCCAGACAUGAAGCCCAGGAUCCUCUGCCUUUUUGGCUACUUGUAUAUCCAUGUGAAGAAUGUUCCACAGUGCGCUUUUAGGAUCUCGGGCAAUAACAGAGAGUUCAGAUCGGAGGAAGUGCAUCCGUGAUCACAUAAUGAUGGUAAUGGAACAGCUGGAAAAAGUCCUCAGUGAGCUGAAGGAUGUGUCUAGAGAGCUUAGAGAGGUACUGGCUCAAAUUGACAAGUUGACAGCAUACAUUGAUUUGGACCCUGAAGAGAACACAGAGGAUGACAAGACCCUGACUUGCAAUAGAAACAGCAGCGAGAGAGCACUGGAGAACCUUUCCAACGUUGAGGCUUAUUCUAAUAGCAAUGGACUAACCCACUUAUUACACAACUCUCUCUGCGACUCUGCUAAAAUAGCACCAGCCCUGUACCGACGGAGUUGUGGAGACUUACCGGCCCUAAAUGGACCCACAUGGCCAAAUGCUUCUUGGCUCUUCGGCAGAAGGGAGGAAAUACACUCAUGUGACAGUGUAGAGCUUCACGCUCUAUGCUGUGAUGAUGAUGAGUUCGAUGAAGAAAAUGGUGGCAGGAGAUCAUCUAGAUUCUCUUCUAGUGACUCUGUGUUUUCAUCCUCUCCUCUGCAGCCUGUGAGGUUAGGGGCCUUGACACCCAGAUCAGUCCGCAAAUAUCACCUGAGUCCAGGUUUGAAGAAAAAAACACUACGGAGCUGCAGCACUCAAACAGUUUCCGAUAAGAGCACACAAACUGCACUGACCCACAGUCCUGCCAGGCAACGAUCUGCAUCUGAACAUAAGCACUAAAAACUCUAUUGCCAGCUGCUCAUAUGAAAUAAACUGUUAUAUGCAUGCUUACACAAAAAUAUUGAUGUUACAUAGCAUAUCAUAAAUAACUGCACAUUAACUUGAGGCUAAUAAAACU
Messenger RNA from Ictalurus punctatus (channel catfish), 1600 nucleotides. RefSeq names its product inhibitory synaptic factor 1. The transcript has 3 exons. Gene Ontology annotation, cellular component: postsynaptic density. Gene Ontology annotation, biological process: inhibitory postsynaptic potential. The record is from RefSeq and is a predicted model, not a curated record. Lineage: Eukaryota; Metazoa; Chordata; Actinopteri; Siluriformes; Ictaluridae. The coding region runs from base 733 to 1482 and encodes 249 amino acids.